UGAUGUUAAAACCGUUUGAAGAGUGUUAUUAUUAUUACCUCCUGGUGAUAAUAUUGAAUAUCGUAAAGACAAAACAACAGAGAAUAUUAAAAUUGAAGAAGAAGGAAGGAAGGACGGACGGAGAAGGUGGUGAUUCAGGGCAAAUUAAAAAAAGGGGAAAUCGUCGGAGAUAGAGAAAGGCAGAGUCUUUUUUCAGAUCGUGAAGCUCAAAACAGAGAAGAAAGCAUAUCUUCUUCAGGUGGUUUGAUUUUACCCAUGGAACCCAAUGGCUACAUGAAAGAAGAAACAAAGAGAAUGAAUGGUGGUGGUGAUGUUGCUGAAAGUGAGCUUGAUCCAUGGACUGCAUGGGCUUACAAGCCUCGCACUAUCUCCCUUCUCCUUAUUGGCGCUUGCCUUCUCAUUUGGGCAAGUGGAGCUCUUGAUCCUGAAAGCACUACUUCUGAAGAUAUUGUCACAUCUGUUAAAAGGUUCUCUUUUUCUAUGCUUUUUUAUUUAUUUUCAUUUGAAUCUAUUAUUACUUACUCUAUACUAUGUUUAUAGGGGAGUGUGGGCUAUGAUUGCUGUCUUUCUUGCUUACUCUUUGCUCCAGGCUCCUUCAACGGUUCUAAUAAGGCCACAUCCUGCAAUCUGGCGCUUAGUUCAUGGAUUGGCCGUCAUUUACUUAGUUUCACUUACUUUUUUGCUCUUCCAGAGACGUGAUGAUGCUAGGCAGUUCAUGAAGUUUCUCCACCCUGACCUUGGAAUAGAACUUCCUGAGAGAUCAUACGGUGCUGAUUGCCGUAUUUAUGUGCCUGAUCACCCAACAAACAGGUUUAAAAAUCUUUAUGACACAGUGUUUGACGAGUUUUUCUUAGCCCAUAUCUUUGGAUGGUGGGGGAAAGCAAUUCUUAUCCGGAACCAGCCUCUUCUGUGGGUGCUUUCAAUUGGUUUUGAGUUAUUGGAGCUUACUUUUCGGCACAUGUUACCAAAUUUCAACGAGUGCUGGUGGGACAGUAUUGUUCUUGAUAUCUUGAUAUGCAACUGGUUUGGUAUCUGGGCAGGGAUGCAUACAGUACGCUACUUUGAUGGAAAAACAUACGAGUGGGUUGGCAUUAGUCGCCAGCCUAACAUUAUUGGCAAGGUGAAAAGGACACUGGGGCAGUUCACACCAGCUCACUGGGACAAAGACGAGUGGCACCCUCUGCAGGGACCUUGGCGUUUUAUUCAAGUACUCACUCUUUGCAUCAUCUUCUUAACAGUGGAGCUGAACACAUUCUUUCUCAAGUUCAGCCUCUGGAUCCCUCCUCGAAACCCAGUGAUUCUCUAUAGGCUGAUCUUGUGGUGGCUCAUAGCGAUUCCAACUAUACGGGAAUACAAUUCAUAUCUCCAAGACCGGAAACCUGUAAAAAAGGUGGGAUCAUUCUGUUGGCUAUCAACAGGGAUAUGCAUAGUAGAACUUCUCAUCUGCAUCAAGUUUGGAACUGGAUUGUACCCAACAGAGAUGCCAUUGUGGGUAGUGACACUUUGGGGAAGUGUGGGACUUGGACUUGUGGCCUUUUUGCUGGGUUGGACAUGGAAGAUACAGAGGACCUUAGAGAGAAAGAGACGCUAAGCUCAUCAUCAUUGUUGCAGCAGAGGGGAGAGGUGAGACAGAUAAAUGCCAUUGUAGGGGUUUUGGUUAUUUGUAAAUAGGGAGAAGAAAGAAACAAUGUAAAUGCAAUUUUUUUCUUUUAGGGAUUAGUUGUGUGAUAUUUUACAUUACAGAGCUUCUUAUCAAUUCUUUUAAAUUGCUUUCAUUAUC
Messenger RNA from Brassica rapa (field mustard), 1780 nucleotides. RefSeq names its product CDP-diacylglycerol--serine O-phosphatidyltransferase 1. Gene Ontology annotation, biological process: phosphatidylserine biosynthetic process. The record is from RefSeq and is a predicted model, not a curated record. Lineage: Eukaryota; Viridiplantae; Streptophyta; Magnoliopsida; Brassicales; Brassicaceae. Gene Ontology annotation, molecular function: L-serine-phosphatidylethanolamine phosphatidyltransferase activity.